This is a messenger RNA of Megalobrama amblycephala (Wuchang bream), 2475 nucleotides long. Its product is annotated as protein NLRC3-like. The record is from RefSeq and is a predicted model, not a curated record. The transcript is spliced from 3 exons. Bases 80 to 2014 code for a protein of 644 amino acids. NCBI's taxonomy places the organism in Eukaryota, Metazoa, Chordata, Actinopteri, Cypriniformes, Xenocyprididae.
UGAAAGAUGAAGCAGUUCCCACUUUAAAAGCAGAAGCUGCUGUUUAUCGGCCCCAAACUCUAUUAAUCGGUGAAGGACGAUGGCAUCAGUUAAAGAGCUGCUUGAGAAAUCACUGAAUGAACUGGAGAAAGCUGAACUGAAGAAGUUUCAGUGGCACUUAAGGAAUGAUCAUGAGAGUAUAUCAAAGUCUGACAUGGAGAAUGCAGAUAGGUUAAAAACUGUGGAUAAGAUGGUGGAGUGUUUUGGACCAGAAGAAGCUGUGAAGAUCACUGUGGAGAUCUUGAAGAAGAUGAACCAGAAUGAUCUGGCUAAGCAGCUGGAGAACAAACACAAGAAAGGCUCAUCUGCAGAUGACAGACAAGCUACUCUUCAUGAUUACACAGAGACCAGCCGCAGACUGAAGAACAAAUUAAAACAGGACUAUGAGCAGAUAUUGGUUGGUAAUUCACAGACAGGUCAUCAGAAAAACCUGAACGAUAUUUACACUGAUUUAUAUGUGGUGGAGAAUGAGACUGGAGGAAGAGUAAAUGACCAUGAGGUGAGACAGAUCGAAUUGUAUCACAAACAAUAUGAUGCCAAGGACACACCAAUCCAAUGCAAUAAUAUUUUUAAAGACAAUAAAAACAAAAAGGUACUGACAAUGGGGAUCGCAGGGGUUGGAAAAACUGUCUCUGUCAAUAAAUUCAUCCUUGAUUGGGCUGAAGGAACAGAAAAUCAGGAUAUAACCUUCAUUUUUCCUUUGCCAUUCCGCCAGCUAAACCUGAUUACAGAGAACUGCAGUCUCAUGGGACUGAUUCAUGAAUAUUUCUUUAGUGAUCCUAAAGAACUGCCCUCUCUUCCUGAAGAUGAUGGUAAAGUCUUGUUCAUUUUUGAUGGGCUGGAUGAAUGCCGCUUCCCUUUGAGGUUUAAAGAGGCAGGCAGAUUUACAAAUGUUCAUGAAAAAACAACAGUGAAUAAGAUUGUUACAAGCCUUAUCAAGAAACACCUGGUUCCCUCUGCUCUCAUCUGGAUCACAUCCAGACCAGCAGCAUCCAGUCUGAUACCCCGAAACUACAUUGAUCAGGUGACUGAAGUUCGAGGAUUUAACGAUGAGCAGAAAGAGCAAUUCUUCAAAAAGAACAGCAGUACUGAGGUUUCUGAAAACAUCAUCCGUCAUAUAAGGAAAUCCAGGAGUCUGUACAUCAUGUGCCACAUCCCUGUCUUCUGCUGGAUCUCUCUCACUGUUCUUAAGCCUCUACUGGCUCAAGAGAGCAAUGAUAAAACACCCACAACUCUCACAGGAAUGUAUACAAGCUUUUUAAUGUCUCAGCAGCAACAAAUGAAAGAAAAAUACUGUGAUGACCCUGAACCCAAAGUCAAUGCAAUGUCUUUUGAUCAGAUUAUUCUGAAGCUUGGGAAACUGGCCUUUCAACAGCUGGAGGAAGGAAACCUGAUUUUCUACAAAGAAGAUCUUGAGAAAUGUGGACUAGAUGUCAGUGAAGGGUCUGUCUACUCUGGGUUAUGCACUCAGAUCUUUCAGGAGGAAAAGGCUGUUUCAGCAAGACACAUUUACAGCUUUGUACAUCUCAGUAUCCAGGAGUUUCUUGCUGCUCUCUAUGUGUUUUUGAUUAGCAAAGACAAGAAAGAAAACCCAUUUCUUCAAUCAUGGACAGAAAAACUGAAAUGGAUACUGUCCAAACAUAACUAUACUGGAUACUGUUUCGUUGAAACAGCAUUUCUGGAGCAGGAUGGACGACAUUCUGGUCCAGAUGCUGCUGUUGAAGGAGGAUCACCUUCCUUUCCUCAACUUCGUCGACUAUGCCUUGUGGGUGUGCGGAUCCUCUCUCACUGUGGGAGUCGUCGAGAACGACGACACCAUUAUCUCCGACUCCCCAGGACAUUCAACACCUCCAGCAGCCAUCUCUCUGUCCGCUCCAGAGAAAACACUUCAUCCCAGCCCGGAGUGUCCAGGUAUGACAGAGAGACCUCCCAAGGUAGUGUUGUAGCAUUUGCAUCAGUGCUUGCCCAUUGUUAGCUUGGACCUCUCCACAACCUCCUUAUAUAUCAGUGUGGCUUAAAGAUUUAAUCUUUUUUUAACUUGAAAAAGUAAACUAUAAUAUUAGAGGCAGGGGGGAAUCCUUUUUUGAAAAAUGGCAACAAUUUAUUGCAUACUUUAAUGAUAUACAUACCCUGGAGGUAGAUUGAGGGGAGGUAUUAUUAUUUGUAUUAUUUUAAUUUAUUCCUUUCUUCUUCUUUUUUAAUGUAUAUAUUCUAAUUGUAUUAUUUAAUCACCAUUUUAACUGUAGUUGAAAAUGUCCUUUUAUUUGAGUUUGUGAUCAUAGGGUUGGGUAAGAUGUGAUUGUUGUGAAAUUAAAAAGAAAGAAGAAGAGGAACAAGAGGAGGAGGAAGCCAAGCAAGAGAAAUUAAUAAGAAGUGCUGUAACUGUAUCUGUUUUGAAAUAAGUUGUUUUUCAAAUAAAGGUUUUUCGAGUGACAA